AUUUGUAAGCGUAGUGUUCACGUUGUAUCGAGUAUUGUGCGGUGCAGCGUGCUCGUGUCUCGUGUGUAUAUUGUUGUUUGUGUGUAGUACCUACCUACUGGCACUGCAGUUUGAAAUUCUUACUCUUCGUAUUGUUGUUGCAAAGUUUGUUGUGUGUUUUUCUGGCUCUCCAAACCCUCCCCCCACGAAUGUAUGUUUAUUGUUGAUGUGCAACAACAACACUAACAUUAGAAAUACAAAAACAAUGAACUCUCUUAAAUGAAAAUGAAAUGAAACAUAGUAGUGGAAGAAAGCAGCAAGACAGACGGCGAACAUAACAAAAAACCAGACAAAAGGUAUUGCAAAUCGAGAAAAAACAAAUCAAACAAGCAUUUGCAAUUUUUUUUUGUUGUUGUAUGUUAAAACAAACAAAGAACGUUGUGUUGUAAUUUUGUAAGCAAAAACAACGAUAGCUAGUGAUUGUAUUAGAACUAAAGUUGCUAACGAUGCUGUUUGUUCGUCGUUUUGACAUCAGUCAUUAGAAUUUUCUCAGCAUAUACACAGAGAUCCCCCCCAAGAGCCAAGAAUACAAACAGAAAAAAAACAAAAGUUUAUAACCAACCUCCCUCUACGAAUGCGGACAGACGUACGGAACGCAACGCAACCAAACGAAAAGUAACGUGCGGGCAAACGGACGGACGGACUGUGAGAAGAUACACAGUCAAGCGAAAACGUCAAAGUGUACGGUUGAGUGCGAGUGCAGCAAAGAAAAAAUACACAAAUCUAAUGUGGCAAAAGUAAAUAGAGAAAUAUUUAUAUAUUAAAAGAAAAAGAGUUUCGAGAAAGCAAUAUGAGAAAUAAUUUUCUAAUAGGAAAACAAAUUCUUUGAAUAUUUUGAGAAUUUAUUAUUGAUGUUGCUCUGCAUUGUCUUGGUCUUGCUAUUAUCUGGCGCCACCUUCAAAUAGUAACAAACAUAAAUCUUAAUUACUCAAUAACGCCGUUGCUACAUCAUCAUCAGCGGCCAACCGAAGAGAUUUAUGUUAAAGCAAUUCAUUGAAAUUUAAUAGUGCAUUGAUUUGUGAAUACAAAGAAAGAGUUUAAUUAAAUAGUGAAGUGCUUAACUGGCUACAUGUUUUAUUGAUACACAGCUGAAAACAAAAUUCAUUUAGAAAAAUAGCCUAAUACAUAACAAAAAUAUUUUAAUUAAAAUUUUGGUGUACCUAAAAUUGCAUGUGCUUGUGUGAGUGUGUUUGUAACAAACAAGAACCAUUAAUUAAUUAAAAUAAAAAUAAAACGAAAAAAGGCAUAUAUUUUGAUAAAAACAACCACUUCUAAUUAUACAAAACUACCAUUCAAGCAUAUUUGUAUUGCUGCCUAUUUCGUUUGGAUGCUCUAUAAAUUUAUUGCCAACUUCUGGAAAUUGUAGCUGAGUGUAAAUGCAUCACAUCUUGUCUGACUUACCACAUUGUUUGGACUAUUCAUAGCCUAGAGUGCUACAAUUGAGAACGAAACCAAACGGAUAAAAAAAGGAUAUCAGAGAAAUAGUACCCAAAUAAUAAUAAACAAACACAAAUAGCAAAACUCACAAUUACAACAAACAUCGACAGAGCUUCCCAACCAGCACCACUGUCAUAGCACUCUCAAUGCUGGGAGAAGAGUCUGUCAAACAAAAGUCCUCAUGACCAAGUGGCCGACACUUGAAAUCACAAUGAAUUAAAAUUCUUCAAAGCAUUGCAAAAAAAAAGAGAAAGUCAGAUCAAAAUCAAAAGUCAACGAGAGCAAAGAAAAACAAAAUCUAAAAAGAAAGAAAAAAAAAACCAUCACAACAAGGCGGCUAUCCAUCAUCAUGGAUGAUAAUGAAACAAUAGCUUAGAAUGCUUAGAAUGCCGUAAUGACAUAAAUACCAUCGUCACCAACACCAAACACCACCAUCAUCAUCAACAUCGUGGUUGUCGUCAUAAGAAUUCGCGACCAUAACCCAAAGUAUCCACAGUGACAUCUCACCAAGAGACAGAAAACCAGCCAAAAAGCAUUGAGGUGCCGUUAGCACACAUCGCCAUAGAGAAAUAAGCUCAUUAGAUAUUAAGCGCCAACAUCACACAACACAUCAGACAACACACAUCACACACACAGUGUUGAAAGAAAACCAAAAGACGAGACUUUUAGCUGAGCCCUAGCUGUUGUCAGCACAUGACAAAAUGCUUUAAAGACAGCAACGGCAACGGCGACAAAACAACCAACAUUUCUCACUGACAUUUUUAGGCAGAUUGUUAUAUUUUUUGUAGUUGAAUUAAAAAAAAAAAAAAAUACCACCACUAUUGGCGUUGCCACUCCACCAUGGAUUCUUCCACCAUUAAUAUGCCUUUGGUGUCCAAAGAGGAUUGCAUGAAUGCCCUAAUAAAGCCGGCAAAUGCCAAUGAAAAAGCACCGACGGUGAGCUUUCAAAAGAAUCCAAUUAUCACGACAACCAAUUCAACACCGACCAAUGUCAAUUCAAAUGCAAAUACUCUGGCCAAUCUGGCCACCACCGCCGCCUCCGUCGCCGCCACAGAAACACCAUCAGCAACAGCACCAAUGCCAACAACCCUACAACAGAUGCAACAGCAGCAGCAGCAGCAGCCACAGCAUCAUAACCACAAUCAACAGCCGCCACUCAAUCAGUUGUCAUUGCAACCCGCAAAUUUUGUGGGGAAUAAUUUGAAGAAUGGCACUGUUAGCUAUGGCUCACAGAACAAUUUGUGCAAUGGCAUCAUUUCAGGCAAUCACAUACUGGCACCGAAAAUUCAAAACAGCUGCAGUCCCAAUGGCCAGAAGAAAGGCACUGUCUCCCUGUCCCAUUUGCCCCAGAGGCCACCGGUCGAUAUUGAAUUCACAGAGAUUUCCUAUUCCGUUUCGGAGGGAAGAAGGCGAGGUUUUAAGACAAUAUUAAAAGGUGUUUCGGGUAAAUUUCGCAAUGGUGAGCUGACGGCCAUUAUGGGACCUUCGGGUGCGGGCAAAAGUACGCUAAUGAAUAUUUUAGCAGGAUAUAAAACCUCACAACUCAGCGGCUCUGUGCUUAUCAAUGGCAAGGAGCGUAACCUAAGACGCUUUCGCAAACUCUCCUGUUACAUUAUGCAGGACGAUGUGUUGAUUGCCAAUCUGUCGGUGCGUGAGGCCAUGAUGGUCUCGGCCAAUCUGAAAUUGGGUAAAAAUAUGAACCUGGCUGCCAAGAAGGUCGUUGUCGAUGAAAUACUCGAAACAAUUGGUCUAAUCGAAUCAAGCAAUACCAAGACUUGUAAUCUCUCCGGAGGACAACGAAAGCGACUCUCCAUUGCCCUGGAGUUGGUCAAUAAUCCACCAGUUAUGUUUUUCGAUGAGCCCACAUCCGGUCUGGAUAGUUCAACGUGCUUCCAAUUGAUAUCGUUGUUGAAAUCUCUGGCUCGUGGAGGGCGCACCAUUGUCUGUACCAUACAUCAGCCGUCCGCCAGGCUCUUCGAAAAAUUCGAUCAUCUGUACAUGCUGGCCGAAGGUCAAUGCAUGUACGAGGGCCGUGUUCGUGGCCUGGUACCGUUUCUAUCAUCGCUGGGCUACGAUUGUCCCUCCUAUCACAAUCCAGCCGAUUACGUCUUGGAAGUGGCCAGUGGCGAGUAUGGCGAGUGUGUGCCCAAACUGGUGGCUGCUGUCAAGAGCGGAACAUGCAAGAAAUACAGCCAGAAAAACUAUGGCUUAGAUCUAUCCAAAGACAUUACCAAUGAUAUUAUUAAAGGCAAUGGCAAUGGCAAUGGCAAUGCGGCGAAUGGCAAUGGGGGCAGCGGCGGCGCCAAUGGCUUGACCACUGUCACACUGGCCGAUGAGAAACUCAAAUUAGAUGAGCCCUCGUCGGCGGCUGAAAUGGAACUGAACUCAAGUAUUCUCAAACCACCGAAAUUAGAAACCCAAGAGAGUCAACAGUCCGAUUGUUCAGUCAUCAAUAUGCCACGCCAUGGCGAUCACAACGGCGAGGACAGCUGUAGCUAUAGCUCGAAGGGCGGCCAAAGUACCAAUGCCGUUAUGAAUGUGUCAGGCGCUGGCAAUGGUGGUGGGGGAGGAGGCGGCGGCGGCGGAGGUGGUGGCAGUUCCGGUGCUGGCUGUACCACCUCACUGCUGGACUCGCACGAGAGUGUCAUUGCUAUGCCGAAUAAGUCCGGUUUUCCCACCAGUGGUUGGACCCAGUUCUGGAUUUUGCUCAAACGUUCCUUUGUUACAAUAAUGCGCGAUCGCAUGUUAACCCACAUGCGGCUGGCAUCGCACAUCAUUGUUGGUGCCAUCAUUGGCAUGAUCUACUACGAUGUUGGCAACGAGGCCUCAAAGGUUAUGAGUAAUGCGGGUUGUAUCUUUUUUACCACACUAUUUACCAUGUUUACUGCUAUGAUGCCCACAAUCUUGACAUUCCCCACAGAAAUGUCGGUGUUUGUUCGAGAGCAUUUAAAUUAUUGGUACUCACUGAAGGCUUUUUAUUUUGCUAAGACAAUGGCUGAUUUACCAUUUCAGAUUAUCUUCUCUAGUGUUUAUGUCAUUGUAGUCUAUUAUUUAACAUCACAACCCAUGGAACCACAACGUAUCACCAUGUUUGUGGUUAUCUGUGUUCUCACCUCACUGGUGGCUCAGUCGCUGGGACUGCUGAUUGGUGCUGGCAUGAACAUUGAGGCGGGCGUAUUUCUGGGUCCGGUCACAACUAUACCAACCAUACUUUUUUCGGGUUUCUUUGUCAAUUUUGAUACAAUACCGGGCUAUUUGCAAUGGGUAACCUAUGUGAGCUAUGUACGCUAUGGAUUUGAAGGAGCCAUGGUUUCCAUUUAUGGCAUGGAUCGGGCCAAACUGCAGUGUGAUGCCAUGUAUUGUCACUUCCGUAGUCCCAAAAAGUUCUUGGAGGAAAUGUCCAUGGAUCAGGCAGAGUAUUGGAUAGAUGCAGUGGCGUUAAUUGGCAUUUUUAUUGCUUUAAGAAUUGUGGCAUACUUUGUGCUGCGCUGGAAGUUGCACAUGAUACGUUAAAAAGGGUCAAAAUGUAGUUUAAUAUUGGACCAGAGGAUCGAGCAUUACCACAUCACACACACUCUCAAACACACACUCAAACACACACUCACACACACACACAUAAUGUAGACUAGAUUUAAAUCUAUGUGUAGAGGUCCUAGGGCCAGUUAGGUCACAACAGCGGCAUGAGAGACCAGCAACAGCAGCAAAUAAGUAAUUGCCUCUUCUGUUGAUUUUAUAGGCAUAUUUUUAGUAUUAGCAGGAAACAUUUUUAUUCUCAAUAUGGUGUGAUAUGUAAUGUGUUUUUUUAUAUAUAUACAACCUAUAUAUAUAUAUAUAUAUGAAAUAGUUUCUUAAUAUAUAUUUUCAGUUUUCUUGUUUUAGAAAUUUAUUCAAUUAUUUGCUAGCAUAGCGUAAAAUAUCUCGAUAUACAUAUGUAAAUUAAUUUCUUUUGUAUUAUUGUGGUAAUAAUUUGUGAUGAUUUUAUUUUAAUUCUAAUUAAUGGUCAUUUUGAAAGCUGUGGCAUUAUUUUUCUAUUAUAUUUAACUUUAUUUUUUUUUAAUGUUAUGUUAGGCCAAUAGAUUUUGUCUUCAUUGCAACACAGAUAUUGGAAGGUCAGAAUGUCAAAACUAAAACAGAAAAUAGGGGCUGAAAUAAACCCCUAAUGGGUCAUAUGCAUGAAUUUAGAAAAUUUUUGAAAAUGUGAUAUGGGGAUUUAACCGUUGGCACAGACAGUUCUAAGACUUGUUUCUGUUCAUUCAAAUUUAAUGUUUUAUUACUACAGGGAAAUAGUAUUUUGCACUAACAUACUAACCAAAUACCUUAUGAUAUUAGUUCCUCCUAAAUGUAAUUGAGAAGAUGAAGUGAUUAAUGAAAGAUUAUGUGAAGAAUAAAUGCCAUUUGGGCAUUGAAAUAUACAUCAGAGAGAGAGAGAACAAGUAAAAGCGUGCUAAGUCCGGCUGGGCCGAAUCUUAUAUACCCUCCACCAUGGAGCGCAUUUGUCGAGUUCUUUUCCCGACAUCUCCUCUUAGGCAAAAAAUGAUAUAAGAAAAGAUUUGCUCCGCUAUUAGAGCGAUAUCAAGAUAUGAUCCGAUUUGGACCACAAUUCAAUUAUAUGUUGGAGACCUGUGUAAAAUGUCAGCCAAUUCGAAUAAAAAUUGCGCCCUUUGGGGGCUCAAGAAGUAAAAU
Molecule: messenger RNA, 6159 nt
Organism: Stomoxys calcitrans (stable fly)
Lineage: Eukaryota; Metazoa; Arthropoda; Insecta; Diptera; Muscidae
Gene: Atet
Product: ATP-binding cassette sub-family G member 4
Exons: 8
Coding region: 2317-4989 (890 amino acids)
Cellular component (GO): plasma membrane
Molecular function (GO): ABC-type transporter activity; ATP hydrolysis activity; ATP binding
Source: RefSeq, a predicted model, not a curated record